Messenger RNA from Labeo rohita (rohu), 4186 nucleotides. RefSeq names its product NACHT, LRR and PYD domains-containing protein 12. The record is from RefSeq and is a predicted model, not a curated record. Bases 248 to 3109 code for a protein of 953 amino acids. NCBI's taxonomy places the organism in Eukaryota, Metazoa, Chordata, Actinopteri, Cypriniformes, Cyprinidae. Gene Ontology annotation, molecular function: protein binding. The transcript has 9 exons.
AUAUAUAUAUAUAUAUAUAUAUAUAUAUAUAUAUAUAUAUAUAUAUAUGUAGGUGAGUGUGCAUGUGUGUAUGUGCGUGAGUGCGUGCAUAUGUGUGUGUGUUAUUCUUCUGAUUCUCAUGUCUCUUCAUGAAAGAAAACAGGAAGCUAGUUUCAGUUGGUUUACGAAAUCUGUUCAACACAACAGUUCAGAGAAGGAAAUACAAAGAUCUACAAAUAUAUUUUGAGCUGUGAGUUGGUGAAGGACGAUGGCAUCUGUUAAAGAGCUGCUUGUGAACUCACUGAAGGAGUUGGUAGAAGCUGAACUGAAGGAGUUUCAUUGGCACUUAAUGAAUGCAUAUCAUAAGCAUAUACCAAAAUCUGAAAUGGAAAAGGCAGAUAUAUUCAACACAGUGGAUAAGAUGGUGGUGUGUUUUGGACCAGAAGAAGCUGUGAAGAUCAUGGUGGACAUUCUGAAAAAGAUGAACCAAAAUGAUCUGGCUAAACAGUUGGAGAAUGAACAAAAGCAAGCUCAGACUGAGGGCUAUAGGAACACAACUGUCCCUGUUGGAGAGCUGCAAAACUUCUUGAAAACUCACAAAAACAACAUAAAGAGGAAAGCAAAAUAUAUUUUUGAGGGCAACAAAGAAAAGGACACAGAUCUCAAGGCUGUUUACACAGAACUGUUCAUCACAGAGGGAGAUAUGGAAAAUGUCAAUCAGGAACAUGAGAUUCUGAAGAUUGAUGAUAUUUUCAAGAACAAAAAAACACAUGACAAACCAAUCAAAUGCAAUGAUAUAUUUACUGAGCUGAGGAAAAACAACGAGGAGAAGAUUGUGUUGACCAAGGGAGUUGCGGGCAUUGGAAAAACAGUCUCUGUGCACAAAUUCAUCCUGGACUGGGCAGAAGGAAACACCAAUCAGGAUAUAGACUGUGUGUUUCUGCUUCCAUUCAGAGAGAUCAAUGUGAUUAAAGACAGAGAGGUCAAUCUCCAUGAGUUUCUGCUGAAAUUUUAUCCUGACUUAAAAGAUCUGGAGAAAUCAAUGUUAUAUAAGGAAUGUAAGCUUGCAUUUAUAUUUGAUGGACUUGAUGAAAGUCGACUACUAAUGAACUUUAAAAGUGAAACAAUAAACACUGUUGCGGAAAGAGCAUCUGUAGAUGUGCUGUUUACAAGUCUGGUCAAAGGUACGCUGCUUCCAUCAGCUCUCGUCUGGGUGACAUCACGACCAGCAGCAGCCAAUCAGAUCCCUCCACGAUGUGUGGGUUUGUUCACAGAGGUGAGAGGGUUCACUGAUGAUCAGAAGGAGCAGUACUUCAGAAAAAGAAUCACAGAUGAGACUCAGGCCUCCAGAAUCAUCUCACACAUUAAGAUGUCUCGUAGUCUCUACAUCAUGUGCCACAUUCCUGUGUUCUGCUGGAUCACAGCCACAGUACUUCAAGAUAUUCUCACUGAGAACACUGCAGAGAACAUCAGCACAACACUCACUGAAAUGUACAUUCACUUCCUGUUAAUACAGAUGAACAUGAAAAGCCAGAAAUAUGAUGAGCAAGAUGAAAUAGAACGUACAGAGCAUCUGCAAUUAAACAGAGAGUUGAUUUUGAAGCUAGCCAAGUUAGCAUUUAAACAGCUGAAAAAGGAAAACAUUGUGUUCUAUAAGGAAGAUCUGGAAGCAUGUGGUAUUUAUGUGAGUAAAGACACUGAGUUCACAGGAAUGAUUGCGGAGAUCUUUAGGAAGGAAGAUGGACUUUAUAAGACAAAGGUCUUCUGCUUUGUGCAUCUGAGUGUUCAAGAGUUCCUCGCUGCAGUGCAUGUGUUCAUCUGCUACCUCAACAAAAACAUGCGAGAGCUUCGGUUUUUCUUUGAAGAUUCGCAAACUACAGCCAGGCAAAGGCUUAAGUUCUUUUUUAGAUUUGUCAAAUUUUAUGACUUAACAAAGAGAGCAACUGAUAAAGCAAUGCAGAGUAAGAGAGGACACCUGGAUCUGUUCCUACGGUUUCUGUUGGGAAUUUCACUGGAAUCAAGUCAAAACCUGCUCAAAGGCCUGAUCACACACACUGAAGACACCAGUGUGAGCAUCAGAAAAAUAAGUGCACACAUUAAACAAUUACAAAAAGAGGACAUCUCAGAUGAAGCUUCAGUCAACCUAUUUUAUUGCUUACUUGAGCUCAAAGAUCAUUCAUUAAAUGAGGAAAUCCAGAGUUACCUCACUUCAGAAGAACAUCCAGAAAGAAAACUCUCAUCUUCAAUGUGCACAGUGCUGACCUAUGUACUGCUGAUGUCAGAGAAGGUGCUGGAUGAGUUCAAUCCAAAGAGGUUCACGUCACCUUUAAACUACAAGAGACUCAUCCCAGCUGUGAGAUGCUGUAGAAAAGCAUUAUUUGAUGGCUGUGAUUUUGAUGAAACAUGCUGUGAAACUGUGUCUUAUGCUCUACAAUCGUCAAACUCCCAUUUGACAGAGCUGGACCUGAGUUGCAAUUGUCUGCGGGAUUCAGGAGUGAAGCUGCUUUAUGGUGGACUGAAGAGUUCACACUGUCGACUAAACACAUUGAGGCUAUGUGGCUGUAAUCUCACUGCUCAGUCUUGUGAGAGUUUAUCAUCAAUUUUAAAAUCCUCGAAUUCUGUCCUGAGAGAGCUGGACCUGAGUAACAAUGACCUGCAGGAUUGUGGAGUGAAGCUUCUCUCCGAUGGACUGAAGAAUCCAAACUGUCAACUGGCGCUUCUGAGAUUUUCUGUAUGUAAUCUCACUGCUCAGUCCUGUGAGAGUUUGUCAUCAGUUUUACAAUCCUUAAACUCCAAUCUGAGAGAGCUGGAUCUGAGUAACAAUGACCUGAAGGAUUCAGGAGUAGAGCUUCUUAAUGGACUGAAGAGUCCAAACUGUCAGCUGGAGAGACUGAGGCUGUGUGGCUGUAAUCUCACUGCUGAGAUCUGUGGAACGUUGUCAUUAGAUCUACAAUCCACAAAUUCCUGUCUGAGAGAGUUGGACCUGAGUAACAAUGACCUGCAGGAUUCUGGAGUGAAGCUUCUUUCUGAUGGACUGAAGAGUCCAGCCUGUCAGCUGGAGAGACUGAGCCAUGUGGAGGCGCAAGCGGCAUACCACCCACAUCAACGUAAACAAAGCAGCGAGACUUGACUGCAUUGUUUAUCUCGGCUACUUGCAUCUUGUUACUGGAAAAAGACGUGCUGUGAGGAGUAAGAUUUAUAUUUCCCUCAGAGGAAGAGCGCAAUGCGACGCACGGCGAGAUCCACCGAAAGAGUAAGUCUUUCUUUUAUUAGCCUACUUACCUUAGUUGUUGUGUUACUGUGACAUAACUUGUAGACAUUAUAGUAGUUAAAUUUUUUCCAAACUAUAAUUCCUGACUACAUGUGCAAUCAAGUGAAACGUUAUGAAUAAUGUUUCAUUUCAUUGCAUCGAAAUGUUUCACGACACCAGGAUGUUUUUAAAUGUUCUAUAAAAUAAAAAUGACGCAAUAUAAAAGUAAUAGUGUUUACACUGUAACACUGAAUGAUAAAGUCUAAGAUUGUUUAGGCAAAUCUACUGUCAUAUACUCUGUUCACGAAUAGAUGUUUAUGACUGGCUUAACAAUAAUAAAUUUGUUUCCCAGACAUGAAAUGGUUUUGUAUUGUAUAAUACAUACAAAACAUGCUUGUGUUUAUGACUGUAAAUUUAUUUAUUUAUUUAUCUAUCUAUCGUAUAACAAUAGGAUAAUAUUAGUUUAUUAUUAAUACUCUGUUCAUGAAUAGAUGUUUAACGUGCUAAACAAUAAUAAUUAUUUUUUAUAUAUAAUUUAAAUGCCAUUUUUUAAAGAUAGUAUAUGUGAGUCUAUGACUACAAAAUCAAACUAUAUGUAAAUAUUACAGAUGCUCCUGAUAUUAACAUGCUCACACAUUUUAUUUUUAUUUUUUUCCCCUAGUGAUCUGAUACCUGCACCACAGAUGAAUGCUACAUGAAUGGCACAUGACGAGUCCUGUACCAACAUCAGAUGUUCAACUACACUGAUUUUUUUUGUAAAACAAUUUCCUGGACUACUGAUGAUGAGUUUUGAAGCAGCAAUCACUUAAAUAUCAGGUAUAAUUUACUUGUUUCACUUGUUGAACAGAAUCCAGAAAACAGUUUUCAGGAAUGACAUAAAGUCUCUUCACGUCUCUAUGGUUAGAUCAGUGUAGUCAAUAAUGUGCUUUUGACCUUUAUUAUGUAUGUUUUAAUGAU